Opisthocomus hoazin is the source of this 971-nucleotide messenger RNA. NCBI's taxonomy places the organism in Eukaryota, Metazoa, Chordata, Aves, Opisthocomiformes, Opisthocomidae. The record is from RefSeq and is a predicted model, not a curated record.
AUGCCCAAGCCUGUUCAGCGAUGGAGCAGCAAGACCCCCUUUUAUGUCAUUCCUGUGAAGUACUCGCAAAACGCCACUCCUGUCUGCCCUCCAGAAGAAUGCAUCUACACUAAACACUUAUGCCUGGAUGGGAGGCAAAUACACUUGGAAAUUUAUGACCCGUGUUCACAGCGGGGGAAGCUCUGCCUCGCAGAUGAGCUCCACUGGGCUGAUGGAUUUAUCAUUGUUUAUGACAUCAGUGACAGAGCAUCAUUUGCCUUUGCAAAAGCAUUGCUGUACAGGAUCCGGGAGUCUCACAUAGGAGCUUGUAAAAAAGUGGUCGAGUCAUCAGUACUUUUGGUUGGUAAUAAACAGGAUUUGUGCCACAUGCGGGAAGUUGGCUGGGAUGAAGGGCAGAAGCUGGCAAUGGAUAACAAGUGCCAAUUCUGUGAACUGUCUGCAGCAGAACAUUAUCAGGAAGUUGUGGCAAUGUUCAUGAAAGUCCUGAGGAAUAUCACCUCAAAUUUCAAAGCGAAGGAAAAGAGACGACCAAGUGGAUCAAAGUCAAUGGCCAAGUUAAUCAACAAUGUGUUUGGAAAGAGAAGGAAAUCUGUGUAAGAGAUGGCUAGUCUUGAAGUAGGAACAAGCUGAAAUACUGGAGAACAGGCAGCUCUUGGGAUUCAGACAAUUUCCUCCACAGGUCAAUGUCUGGAGGAGUAAGACAGUAGAAACUAAAGGUGAGAGAUAGUUUGGUCAAAUGGACAGGAUCUAGACCUAGAAGACCUGACCUUCUAUUUCCAGUUCUACUACAGAUUUACUGUGUUAGGGCUAUGUCACUUAAAUUCUAAAAUGCUCCUCUCACCCCCUAUCUCAUAAGUUCUUCAGAGGAGAGUUUUUUGUCUGUGUUUCUUCAACACCAGCAUGGUCUUGGGUAGAGCUGCUAGGUGCAACUGAAGUAUAACUAGUUAUUUCCAAUAAACUCAGGCUUGCUG